Molecule: messenger RNA, 1551 nt
Organism: Linum tenue
Lineage: Eukaryota; Viridiplantae; Streptophyta; Magnoliopsida; Malpighiales; Linaceae
Source: the annotation of a GenBank genome assembly
AUGGUUCACCUCUACACCUUUCUUCUUCUUCUUCUUCUCCUCUUCACUUUCCAUACUGCCUCGACUCCAACAGCCGAGAGCUACUCCACCUAUACUGUCCAUCUCAACCCUUCCUCCUGUCCAACGCCCUUCACUACCAAAGAACAGUGGCACUCCUCCAUCGUCACCUCCAUCAAAUCCUCCGCAAGAAUUCCUCAUUUUUCAUCCCUUGAAAAUUCAUUCCUGUACUCGUUCAAGAAUGCGCUUCAUGGGUUCAACGCUGUUUUAACAGAGCCAGAACUUCAAACCCUCAACCCAUCGACCGGUCUCUGGCCAGCCUCCAACUUCGGCCAAGGCGUGAUCAUCGGUGUGAUUAUAUGGCCAGAAAUCCCAAGUUUUGACGACCAGGGAAUGACCACCAUCAAGCAAGUUCCCAUCAAAAUGGAAAGGAAUGUGCGAAGAAGGACAAGACUUCAACGACAAGAACGUGGCUUCUACUGGAGUGGUGAUGACGAAGAGGUUUCGCAGGGUUGUUACCAAUGUCCUCCGAUAGGCUCCACAGUUUCGGUGUGGCCUCAGAGUUUGGUGUUCGGGAAGGAGUACGAGCGUCAUCAUUACUAUGUGGAGAUAACGUACGCGAGCGAAGGGACGGUUUCGUAUGAAGUGACGCCUUUGUACGAGAAUCCUAUUGCAAUCGCCUCCUUUGGUGCUAUGGAGAAGGGGUCUUCAUCGCAUCCGCGGCUGGCAAUGUUGACCGUCGGAGCUGGCACCUUCGACCGCACGUUCGUUGCGAGCUUGACCUUAGGAAGUGAUAAAGCUAGGAAACAACAUACCAUUGUCGGAAAGAGCAUGUACCCUCUCGGCUUGGGAAUCAAGGACGAAACCCUCGUCUACAACAAGACGCUCUCCAAAUGCAACGAUUCAGAGUUACUCUCCAAAGCACCACAUGGCAUUCUUGUUUGCGAACACACAUGGUCUCUAGGUGACCAGAUGUCCCAAAUCACCCGCGCCGCGACAAACCUCGUCGCCGCAAUUUUCGUCUGCAAAGAUCCUUCCCGUUUCGACUUCGACUGGACGAACAAUCCAGCAGCCGUGUUGAUUUCCACGACGGAUUUGGAGGCGGUUAUGGACUACAUCAAGAGCAGCGACAAGCCUAUUGCUUCGAUCAAGUUCCAGCAAACCGUGACGGGCAAAGAGACGGCUCCCGUGGUGGCGGAGUACACAUCUCGAGAUCCAACGCCUACAAUUGCGAUCGAGAAUGCUUCCCCGGAUCUGAACUAUCCCUCGUUCCUGGCGUUCGUUCUACGACAAGAACGUGACUUCUACCGGAGAGGUGAUGACGAAGAGGGUUGUUACGAAUGUGGGUGGACUGGAGGAGCAGCUACAGCUACGUACAAGGUGAAGGUGGACCCUCCGAUGGACUCCACAGUUUCGGUGUGUGGCCUCAGAGUUUGGUGUUCGGGAACAAGUACGAGCGUCAUGAUCGAGUACUGUGUGGAGAUAACGUACGCGAGCGAUGGGGAAGGGACGGGACGGUUUCGUGUGGUCCAGCUCAUCCAUGUCAAGGCUUAA